UCAACUCUAACCCAGACUAGUUACCCUGAUGCAGCCGUCGCUAGCUAAACAAACAUGUUACCGAUAUAUUAUCAGACAACGAACUUAAUGAUACGUAGACAAAUGAAAAGGGGAAUAUGCGACGAUUAAUAAGAAACGUGCCAAGUCUAAAGCUGUAGAUGUAGAGCUGAUAUAUUAAGUUGGUUAAUGUAGUGUAGCCCUUUGUGACCGUGUUUACACAUUUCUGGCUUUCAGUUUGCUUAUGUAAGCUAGCAAAAUGGACCUUGGAACAAUGUUGUACAACAAUUUGAAAGAUGUUACAUGGAGCACGACGUCCUUACCAUUAGAUCAACUUGUCAGUGCUUAUAGGUUGCCUCAAAUUGUCAAGCUGGAUAACGGUCAGUUGGUUGAAGGGCUCAGAGACAAUGACUACCUCUUGAUUCAUUCCUGCCGUCAGUGGACGACUAUCACUGCUCACAGUCUGGAGGAGGGACACUAUGUCAUUGGGCCCAAAAUAGAGAUCCCUGUGCACUAUGAAGGUCAGUUUAAGCUACUGGAGCAGGACAGAGAUGUCAAGGAACCUGUGCAGUACUUCAACAGCGUGGAGGAGGUGGCCAAAGCGUUCCCCGAGAGGGUGUACGUCAUGGAGGAAAUCACUUUCAAUGUUAAGAUGGCUUCGGGUGAAUGCAAUGAAGACACUGAAGUUUACAACAUUACACUAAGCACCGGUGAUGAACUGACAUUAAUGGGCCAGGCUGAGAUCCUAUAUGCCAAGACUUCCAAAGAAAAAUCAAGAUUCAACACUAUUUUUAAGAAGAUUGGGAAGCUAAACUCCAUCAGUAAAAUUGGUCGGGGCAAGAUGCCCUGCUUGAUUUGCAUGAACCAUCGCACCAAUGAGAGCAUCAGCCUGCCUUUCCAGUGCAAAGGCCGGUUCAGCACCUGUAGUCCACUGGAGCUUCAGAUGCAGGAUGGCGAGCACACCAUCAGGAACAUUGUGGAGAAAACCCGCCUCCCGGUCAAUGUCACUGUACCCAGCAGUCCACCCCGCAACCAGCACGACCUCCACCUCAUCCGUGAGGGUCAUCGCUACAAAUUGGUCAACAUUCAGACGAAAACAGUGGUUGUGUGCUUAAUUCUGCGGAGCAACAAAAUUAUCCCCAUCCAUUUUCCAUUUCAUAUGGCCAUGCCUAGAUUUAUUAUUCCAGAGGAACUGCUGCAGGGAGAGUUGUGGCUAGACACUAUGGUACAUCGCUGGUUCUCUUUCUGCCAGGAGCAGUUUGACAUAGACGACUAUUCUCGUGCCGUCCGGGAUGUGCGGACAGACUGGAACGACGAUGGCAAGAGCCCUAAGAAAAGCAGUGGGAAUGGUAGUUGCAGUGGAAGCAGCGGAGGCAGCAGCAGCUCCAACGGGUGUCUCAACCACAUGCAGAUUCCCAGCUCUUUAACUUACGCCCGGGAUGAACUCACCCAGUCCUUCCACCGACUAUCUGUGUGUGUGUACGGCAGCAACCUGCACGGUAACAGCGAGGUCAAUUUGCAAGGCUGUAUGACACUCUGUGGAGAUUGGGCUCUUCUGCCCUCCGAUAGCAUCCCUGCAGACUCAGGAGAAAGUGAACACUUUUUCCCCGAGCUGUUGGAUUGCACAAACCAACAACCAGCCCUCAACAAGUCAGACGUUCCCUAUGAGGAGCUGUGGUUGGAUCACUUGAGAGGUCAGAUCCCAAAACCUUCUUUAAGCGAGGGAAUUCGAGGCAUCAACAAUGGCUGUGGUACAACAGCUGCCCUGUCAUAUCCGGUCACUUGUCCUCUUGGUGCAAUAACCAGUUCAGAUGUGGCUCUUACUCCACCACCAGUCCCACCCAAGUCUGAAGCAGUGAAGGAAGAAUGCCGUCUUUUGAAUGCCCCACCUAUUCCUCCACGAAGUUUGAAACAGAUGCCAUCAGUGCCCAUCCUGUCAAAGCCACGGCAGCAAGAGACCCGGUCUCCAAGUCCAACCCUCUCCUAUUAUUCUUCUGGUCUCCACAACAUUAGUGGAGCAUGUGAGCAAGAGGCGGCCGAACCACAAGAGCAAAGUGGCGUGUGUUACCCCUGUAACUGGGGUAAAUCCAACAGUACUGAGCCAAAUGCUGUGUCGCCCAGUGGUAGCCUGCCAUCGGAUGGGAUGUCCUCCAGGUUGUCGUGGCCAAAUAACUUCAGUGGAGGAGAAUUGUACGGCAUGGAGGAAUUUCAGCCAGCCAGCUGUCGAAGCUACUACAGUUAUCCCAGAAAGAGAUCCCCGAGCACUCCAAAAACCUGUACAUCCAGCCUUGUUGACUUCGAUGGUCGAGAGCACGCACCCAGCAGCAAGGACUUCAGGUUGCAGAAAGCUUCUCUGAAUCAGUUCUGCACCAAAUCUUCAAGUUACAAUUCAGAAAUGUACAGAGACAAGCCAAUAGAAGAAUCUAACACUAAGCAGAGCCUCUCGUGCCCAAUCUUACCACCAAGAACACCGAAAUCGAAUGCCAUAGAUAAGUUCACAGAUUUGCUGGCAGGAUCAAUCUGUGAUAGUGAGCAGGAAAGUUCAUAUUGCUCACUUGAUCAACAUGAGCAGGGCACAAAAGAGAUGUAUUGCAUCUCUGACUCAUUAACUCCCAGCUGUCCAUCCUUUUCUCCCACUGCACAGUGGCAGCCCCCGUCCAGUCUGGCUGGUCUUUCUAUUGAGGAGGUGUCUAAAUCUCUAAGGUUUAUUGGCCUGCCAGAUGACAUUGUUUCUCUUUUUGUGUCUGAGAAGAUUGACGGGAAUUUACUCCUGCAGCUCACUGAGGAGAUUCUGUCUGAGGACUUUAAGCUAAGCAAACUGCAGGUGAAGAAACUCAUGCAGUUCAUAAAUGGGUGGAGACCCAAGAUAUAACUAACAGUAUAUGACACUAAACCCUGUUAUAAAGCAGAGAAAGACAUGCCUUCAGUAUAUAUGCUAUGCACACCAAGCCACAAAGAUUUUUUUUGUAUAAUAUGAAUUUAUGUCCUUGUUACUAUAUGGGGGGGGGGGGAUAGUUGGGUGAUAUUUCUCAGCCCACUUAAAAUCUGUGACUGUUAUUUACUUACUAAGUGGAAUCAUUUGGCACUUUCAUGUCGGCUACAAAAGUACCUUUUUGCCCAAAGCCUACUAGUGUUCAUGUUGUUACACAAAUUCUAAUUUCAGCCAAAAAACAAUGGAAAACAUGUGAUCUGCUUGAUGAGAACAUUGUAUGAAGAGCACAAAAACUAGAGCAUGGACUAUUGUAUAUGUUGAUUAUAUACCACAUGAAAAAACAAUGUAAAAAAACAGUUUGAUUUUACAGUGGAGACGCAGGUGGACAUUUAGUUAAAGUGUUUAAUAAUAAUAGGCUUACAUCCCAGGAAUUCAAUUACAUGGCGUAUGCAGUGUUUUUAGUUUUUAAUUAAUUAAUUAAUUUGUUCCCUUUUCACACGAUCAGGGAUGUGAUAGAUGUUGCAGCAAGUGCAUUUCUGAACAUGAAUCAAAACAGACAUAACCGGCAUCAAGACAUGCUUGUGUUCUUUUAAAAAAUCUACCCUUUUGAGCUUCCUCAGCUUGAUCUGAUGCGUCUGAUGUACAGCUCAUUAGAAAAUUAAUUGGAAAAAUGAGACGAGAGCUGUGACAUUAUUGAAUAUGAUUUUAUUUUACCGCUCUAAGUAGAUGAUGAAGUCCUUUUUGAAGACAGGCAUUUUGGAUAAAAACAAAAACAUCAGCAGGUGUCAGUCUGAUAUCAGGUAAAAGUGAGCCAGAUCAAACGAUUAUUAUGGUCUCUCGUGUAACAAGAUGUCGUAUUUGUCAACUCUCCUCAUCAAGGUCUUAUUUUUAUUUGAUGCCUCUCGGCAACAUCUAAAACGUUGCCGCUAAAAACAACUUGAGGUUAUUUAUAACUGAAAUAGACCGACUGAAUCCUAACAACAUGAUGACCUUGCUCGUAAACUAACAUUGAAAUGACCAACAGAGACAAUGGACCACGAUAUUCUACAUAAAAUACAAAUUAUGCAUCAUGCACUUUGGUAGAUUUCAGCCUAAUUAAGUGAAAUUAAAAAGAAGAGUGCCUGUGUAGAGAGUCAAUGCACUACAUGCUUUUUCAAAACUAAAAUGGUACUUGUUCUUUGUUCUCAUCCUUUGUGUUGUGUCCUCUGAUGCGCGAAACAAGAAAAAAAGAAGAAAAAAAAAGCAUUUCUGCGCCUUAACCCAGAGACCUUAAAAUAUAUAAUAUUUCACUUUGGCUUAACAUUUUCAUGUAGUCAGCCUCUUGGCUUGAAUAUAUACUCUAACAUUAACAUCUGUACAUGGCGAUCAGGGGAUGAUGCAUUUCCCCGGGACUCUGAGAGGCAUGAAAGCUAAAAUUGAAAUUUAUAUUUAUAUUGGUACCAAACAUCUGUUUUCUAGAUUGAGAGUUGAUUUAUUUAUGCAGCUAUUUAACUCAUUUAAUAUGCAAAAAUAUGCAGAAUAGUUAUUGUCAGACUGUUGGUAUUGCUGAUAUAUGAAGGUGCCUCAGCAACAACAGCCUUUCCACAACCCAGGUCUGAUCUGUUGGCCAACAGCUGUUUACUGGGAUGUUACAUAUUUUACUUGAUAUUUUUUAUGCAAGUGCAAAUGUAUUGUAAUUUUUUAAAAGGAAGUGAUUACUAAUGUUGAAUUUAUUUUUUAUUGAGAAACAAAGCUUAUGUUCAAAUUUCUGUUUCUACUUUUUAUUUUGUACAACUUGGGUUUUACUUGGGUUUAUAAAUCCAUGCUUUAAAAUAACACUUUGAGGAAAACCCUGCAAGGUUCAGUCACACUACAUGGACAAUGACCAAAAAUAUGAUAUUAGUAAGACUCUUGACCAGGUAAUUUUCCUGAAUUCCUUGUAACUUUGUCGCAGUAUUCACAUUUUUUUUAUAGAGAAUGACAUGCGUCUCUUGACAUUAUUACUGCAUUCGGUGGUUUAUGUCCUAUGCAAUACAGUGCAAAGAGACAAAGGGAAGGAAUAAAUAAGUAAUGGAGUAUUAUGUGUAUUGAAAUUGCCACAGUGCAAAUUUCAGGGGAAAAAAUUUGUUCGUGCCAAAGGCAUUCUCCUAAAUAAUUCUGAGACAACUGACCCAGUCACAUUAGUACACCAUCAUUAAGCAGUUAAUACUAAAGCAUAGUCCAUCCUGAUCAUCCCUAUCACCUUUGGAUUUAGGCCUGCAUGAAUUAUUGCCAUUUCUUUUGCAAAUACGGAGGGAAAUGACUGUGACACUGGGUUUGAUAGCUUUUGGAAUACUAUUAGUCAGCAUUUUUGAAAUCUUGAGUUAUGGACAGUUAUCUUUCAACUCAACUUUUGUUUCCCAAUUUUUGAUUGUAUAAUCUAUUAAAAAUGGAUUAACCGAU
This is a messenger RNA of Micropterus salmoides (largemouth bass), 5350 nucleotides long. RefSeq names its product GRB2 associated, regulator of MAPK1 (gene garem1). The transcript is spliced from 6 exons. Lineage: Eukaryota; Metazoa; Chordata; Actinopteri; Centrarchiformes; Centrarchidae. Gene Ontology annotation, biological process: cellular response to epidermal growth factor stimulus; epidermal growth factor receptor signaling pathway. The coding region runs from base 257 to 2869 and encodes 870 amino acids. Gene Ontology annotation, molecular function: proline-rich region binding. The record is from RefSeq and is a predicted model, not a curated record.